This is a messenger RNA of Mytilus californianus (California mussel), 2217 nucleotides long. RefSeq lists its product as uncharacterized. The transcript has 2 exons. The coding region runs from base 105 to 1286 and encodes 393 amino acids. NCBI's taxonomy places the organism in Eukaryota, Metazoa, Mollusca, Bivalvia, Mytilida, Mytilidae. The record is from RefSeq and is a predicted model, not a curated record.
AACACAACUUUCUAUUUCAUUUCAGUAUAAAAGUGGCAAACUGUUUUUAAAAUUCCUAUAUACUCAAUGUAUCAUCGUAUAACUGCAUCUAAAAACACUUCAAAAUGGGUGCAAUAUCAUCCUCUACACGGAGUAUUGAACAGGACCAUAAAGAUAUCCAAAGCAUGUUCUCGGCAGCUAAAAUGGGAAAGUGGCCAGAAGUUUGGCGAAUUCUAGGGACCCCAAGCCGACCACUGAAACCAUACCUCAUAAAUAUAAUACCUGAAGAUAGACGAUGGGGUUUACUACAACAGGCUGUUUGGUGGAACAAUUCCUCUGCAAUCAAGAAACUCAUACAGUUUCAAGCAUGCGACAAAGAUUUAAAGGCAAAAGAUAGCAUUUCUGAAAAAGGACCAACCGGUGGUCAUACGGCACAGCAAAUAGCUGAAUUGUUUGGAUAUUUAGAGGUUUCGAAUAUCAUUAAGAACCACAUACCUUCUAUACGUGAAGAGGAUAUCGAAACAUACUACGAUGGGAAUAGCUCUAUCGAAAAUGAAGAGUACGGUCUAUUCAGACUUACACUGGCGGCGUACAAAGGAGCUUUCCAUCCGUCUUAUGUCGACAAAACCAAACAACUAUCAGUUUUAUUGAAUGAUGUAUUUAAACAUGUCAAUACAGCUAACAACUGGAUGGCUGUUAGGGAUAAAGUUGCGCAGGCACUUAAUUCAAGUUGUGAGGAAGCAAGCAAAGUAGUCAGUCAGUGUACCACCAAAUUGGACUUUUACAGAAGAAUCGUUAAUGUAUAUACUGACGAAACUACACAAUUAUAUACGAACAUGAACACAGCGUUGAGGCGACAACGGGAUACAGGCUUCAAACCUACAGCAAAUGAUCUAGCACUCGGACCAUAUAUACUGAUGUUUCAUCUACUUCUGUUUUGUUGGAGAGAUUUGGUCAGAGAGAGAACCAAAACAUAUCGCAAAAUGAAAAUUUCUGCGAGAGAUCUAGCAAAGUACCAACCAGGAACAAAGUUUACGUGGUUAUCAUUUAUUUCAUCCUCUGUUCAACAGCAAUGUGCUCAGAUUUUUCCAUCGUGUGCACCAAGCGGCGACUUGGAAGUGCAUUUCGUUAUUGACAACUCGACUGAUUCGCAGUGGCAACCGCUCAAUAUUGAGGAUUAUGCCUGCUACACAGAAAAAGAAAGAGUUUACCCAGCAGGAGCACAAUUCUUGAUCAAAAGACGUUCAACUAAAAAUGGAGUACCGACAAUUCAAUUGAAACUUUUAGCAUGCUUAGGAAGCGAAUAGAGUAUGAUUACUAGACGCUCAGAGAUUAUGAUUACUAUUUGUCUGAUUUAUUUUGUCUGGAUUAUGAUUUUUUAAUACCUCAGUUUCUUUCAUAGGUUUCAAACCUUUAUGAUUAGUUAAAAUUUGAUGUAAAGGCGUUCAAAGUUAUAAGACUAGUAUCUUUGGUGUAUUUUAUGUUUACAUUUCAAAAUGGAUUCGUGAAAGGUAAAAUUGUUGUUAUAGACACUUGAGACACAAUUUACUCAUCAAUGGAUAUGUUUGUCUAGGUCCUAUUCUUUAAAGGGAAAAACUAUUUAAUAUUAUUGGGAGGGGGGGGGGGGGGGUCCCACACAAAAACCAAUCAUUUGGAAGAAACGAUUAUUAUCUCUUGAGACAAUGCUGCAUGAUUACUUAUUUUCUUUUUUCAUGCAAAACUGUUUCAAACAUUUUGUUGGUCAGUAUUUAUUUCUCAAGUUAACUUUUUUUCAAUUUUAGCUAGUUGUAAUGUCAGGUUAUUAAUUUCAACCCCGCCCUUUCCAAAUAUACGCACAGUUGUAUUAACGACUAUUUCCCGGUGCUGAUUAUGUGACAUUUAGAUGAAUUCUCACCUCCAAUAUAUAAGCAUUCAAAUUUCAUUUGUAAUUUCAAGCAAUUAUUGAGCGUGUGAAAACAUGUAAAACUAACGCUCUUCUGAGUGAUUAUAGAGCUUUCAUUUUUAUAGAAUGGUAAUAAAUUCUGCAACAAAUGCAUAGCAAAUAUGAAGUUAUGUUGGAUCCGAAAGGCCUGAGCCUAAAUUGACAGUGUUGUGAAUUCCUCUUUCGUGUUGUGAUUUUAUCAUUUUGAGUGUACAUUGCUUGUGAAUAUAUAAUUGAGAUAUUAAUAAUAACCGUUUAUAUGUUUAUUCUAACCUCCAAUAAAUAUCCUUUUCAUUUAUUAAAAUCGUUGUAAAGAU